AUGAAAAAGCAGGAGGUUAAAGCUUUGAUUGCAAUCCUAGGUAUUAAAGUACGGAAGGACAAGACUCAGCUGACAGUCAGUUUGAAGACAUUCGUGAAGAAACUUGAGAAUAUUUCAGAUGAUGAAACUCAGGAGAUCCUGGAAGAGAAGAAUUAUGUUGCUGCUCUUGGAAUAUGUGCCCAAGAUUCAAUGGGAAAUGGCUCAGGUAUAAGUGGUGGUGAAGUUUACUCAUUCCAGACUCCCAAACGCUCCAGCAAAAUGUCAGAGCUGGCCUCUGAAUUAGCCCAGACACCAGGACAGAGUGUUGCACCUGAUCACUCCGAGUGCCCUGAGAAGACAGCCAAAACCCCUCAAAGUAGCAAACGUCCAAGUUCAAACAAAGUGCAGCAGAAGAGUAAAAAGAAAGAAUUUGUGUCUACCACGCCUUACAGACUCAGAAAGAGGCUAGCAGCUCCAGAUCCCUAUUUAGAAAGUGAGAGUGAAUAUUCUGCUUCCUGCUCAGAGGAGGAGGAUGAGGAAGACCAGAAGGAAGUCAGCACUGUUUUAUCAGGUCAAAAGACCCCAGCAAAAACUACGGCUGCAUCUACGCCUCCUCCCAGAAACAGCCUAGCCAAAAAAAAUAAAGAGAGCAAGAUGAGCAACCUGGUGGAGGAAUACUUUGAAGCUCACAGUAGUUCCAAAGUGCUCACUUCGGACCGAACGCUGCAGAAGUUGCGGAAAAGAAGAUUGACUCAGCAAACACUGCAUGACCUUUUGAAAAAAGCUCCCCUUGCCUAUGCUGCUGAAAUUAAAGAGCUAAAUCAGCAACACGAAUCCCUGUUUUCCAAGUGGAUGCAGCAAUUACACUUGGGUUUCAAUAUCCUGCUUUAUGGACUGGGCUCAAAGCGUGAUUUGUUAGAGAAGUUUCGUACCUCUGUCCUCCAGGAUUCUGUUCACCUUGUGGUUAAUGGAUACUUUCCCAGCAUCACUGUGAGAUCUAUUCUCAACUCCAUCACUGAGGAAGUACUGGAGCAUAUAGGGACAUUCCGCAGCCCCCUUGACCAACUUGAAUUCAUCAUUAAAAGAUUUAAAGAAGAUUCAUCUUUAGAGCUCUAUGUCCUGAUUCACAACCUGGACAGCCAGAUGUUGAGAGGAGAAAGAAGUCAGCAGAUCCUCGCACAGUUAUCCUCUCUUCCUAGCAUUUACCUCAUCGCCUCUAUCGAUCACAUCAAUGCUCCUCUUAUGUGGGAUCAGGCAAAGCUAAGCCUCUACAACUGGCUUUGGUAUGAAACAACCACAUUUAAUCCUUAUGUGGAAGAAACGUCUUAUGAGAACUCGCUUCUAGUACAGCAAUCUGGAUCUUUGGCUUUGAGCUCCCUAACGCAUGUCCUGCGCAGUCUCACUCUCAAUGCCAGGGGGAUAUUCAGACUGCUUGCUCAGUACCAGCUGGAGAACAAGGACAACCCAUCUUAUCCAGGACUGUCUUUCCAAGACUUCUAUCAGCAGUGUCGGGAGGCUUUCCUUGUGAACAGUGACCUGACACUCAGGGCACAGCUGACAGAAUUCAGGGACCACAAACUCAUCCGGACCAAGCGGGGAGCUGAUGGUGUGGAAUACUUAUUAAUUCCUGUAGAUGACAGUACCUUGACCGACUUCUUACAGAAAGAGGAUGAAGAUGUAUAACGUCUCUCUGUUCUCAAAGCAUCUACGGCAAUUGCUCUCAAGGGCUGCUGGAGGGUGGCCUAUAGUCAGCUUGCCCUCCUUCCAACCCCAAGGCUGCUGGACUACUUACUGAAAUGUAAUAAUUGUUAUGAACGGUGCUUGUUGUUCAACUACUUCAGGUAGUUUGGAAUGUUGACUUCUGUAAGCAAGGCAUCUCUUGCUCUGUAGUUGGAUUUGUCUGCUUUGUCUCUUAGCUCAGAUGAUGCCUUCUUCAUAUCUAUGCAGCCAAACUUACAGCCAGAAAAACAAACUCGGUAAGAUUGUGCCUUCUGCUCUCUACCUCACCAGGCAUGAGGGUUUGAUUGGAGCCAUUUACUUGGGAAGUGCAAAUCACUAGAUGGUCAGAGCUUUAGUUUAUACCAGUGGUGCAACUUUUCUCAACUGAGUUCUUUCCAAUACUCCUUUACCAGUUAGACAAGACUAGCUUCCGGUGUAUGAAGAAGCCAAGAUUUAUAAUGCUAAGAGAC
Charadrius vociferus (killdeer) is the source of this 2168-nucleotide messenger RNA. It is a transcript of the gene ORC2, whose product is annotated as origin recognition complex, subunit 2. The transcript has 15 exons. Gene Ontology annotation, molecular function: DNA replication origin binding. NCBI's taxonomy places the organism in Eukaryota, Metazoa, Chordata, Aves, Charadriiformes, Charadriidae. The coding region runs from base 1 to 1662 and encodes 553 amino acids. Gene Ontology annotation, cellular component: nuclear origin of replication recognition complex; nucleus. The record is from RefSeq and is a predicted model, not a curated record. Gene Ontology annotation, biological process: DNA replication.